AUGAGAGAUGAGUUGAUUGGCAUCUUAAAGGCUGGUGGUUAUGAGUUGAGGAAAUGGGUAUCCAACUCUCCGGCUCUCCUUGACGGCUUACCUAAGGAGCAUCAGCAAGAUCCUCAUCUUUUUCAGAACGUUGACAAUCCUGACGCCAUUGCGGUACUCGGAGUGCAGUAUCAGCCUGUUCAGGAUGUCUUCACGUUUCGUGUACAGGAUUUAGACAUAUCCCGAGUUUGGACUAAGCGAUCGGUACUCUCCACAGUUGCCCGAAUAUUCGACCCCAAUGGAUGGUUGACGCCGGUUGUGUUUUGGGCAAAGUGUUUCCUUCAAAAACUCUGGUUGGAAAAUCUUACAUGGGAUGCCCCUCUCAUUGGAGAGUUAUUGUUGGCGUGGUCUCGUUUUGUUUCGUCGCUUCCGGAUAUUCAAUUGGUGAAGAUAGAAAGAGCCUUUUUACCUGCUGGUAAAUGUCAGGUGAGCCUUCAUGGCUUUUGUGAUGCCUCAGAGUUGGGCUAUGCGGCUGCAGUCUACAUACGUUCGGUCAACACGAACGGUAGUGUCACAGUAAGAUUAGUUAUAGCGAAAAGUAAGGUUGCGCCAAUUCGGUCUCGUUUGACUAUACCUAAAUUGGAGCUCUCAGGAGCUGCACUUCUUUCGAGACUUCUCAAUCAUGUUGCUUCCACUUUAGGUCAAACAGUGGCCCUCGAGAAGAUCUAUGCAUGGUCCGACAGUCAAAUUGUUCUUUGUUGGCUUCGGGCGUCUGUUCAUGCGUUGGAGGUUUUUGUUGCCAAUAGAGUUUCCCAGAUUCGCGAUUCGACGGCUGAUAUUAAUUGGAGACAUGUCCCCGGGGACCUAAAUCCAGCCGAUUGCGCCUCACGGGGCUGCGAAUCUUCAGUUAUUUUGAGUCAUCCGUUGUGGUGGGGACCAGACUGGUUGUGUGAACCUGAAGGUAGCUGGCCCCAUAGUAUUGUCGACCCGGUUGAACCGUUGCCAGGACUUCGAGUGUUAGCGGUGCAGUCGGAGCCGAAACAAAAUUUAGAUGAAUUGCUCGGACGGUUUAGCUCCCUUGAUAAAUUGUUAGGAGUGACGGGAUGGGUUAAACGUUUUAUUUAUAACACUCGGAAUAAGUCCGAUAGGCAGUCUUCUCCCGUGCUUACCCCGGAGGAAAGAAGGGAAGCAUUGUUGUUCUGGGUGCGUUUAGAGCAGGGUCAAAGUUUCCAAACAGCAAUAAUUAGUUUACGAAAGGGGGAUAAAUUAAGGGGUGCCAUUGCACGGCUCAACCCUUUCAUUGAUGACAAGGGUUUGAUACGAGUCGGGGGUAGAUUACGAAAUGCGGACUUACCUUAUGCGGCUCGACAUCCUCUCCUGUUGCCUAAGGACAGCAUUCUGGUACGACUUUUGAUAACUGAUCGGCACGUGAAGAACUCUCACGCAGGUUUAUCAACACUCCUAGCCGUCCUCCAAAGGGAGUUUUGGAUUUUGUCUGCACGGCGAGUUAUACGAAGCGUUAUUUUCCGCUGCAUUCCGUGUUAUAGGUUGAAGGCCGCAAUAGUACAACCACAAAUGGGUGACCUCCCUCCAGAUCGGGUUAGAGCUUCGAAGCCGUUUUCUGGAGUUGGUACGGAUUUUGCAGGUCCAUUUCAAGUUAAGUCGUCAACGUUACGAAAUGCUAAGGUGACGAAGGCUUACCUGUGCGUUUUCGUUUGCCUUUCCACCAAGGCCGUACAUUUAGAGGUAGUGUCGGCGUUGAGCACAGAGGCAUUUAUCGCUUGUUUGUCCCGGUUUGUUAGUCGUCGAGGAUUACCGAGUUUAAUUCGGUCCGACUGUGGGACUAACUUCAAGGGUGGAGAUCGGUACCUUUCGGAAGUCUUUACGUUUUUGAAAGACAAUCAGGUUUCAAUAGCUUCCAACAUGUCUCAACGCGGUAUAGAAUGGCGAUUCGAUCCCCCUGCAUUUCCAUCCUGGGGUGGAAUUUUUGAAGCGGUUGUGAAGGUGGCAAAGACUCAUCUUCGACGAGUCAUCGGUGAAACAGUGCUCACCUUCGAAGAGUUGGCUACGGUAUUUUGUAAGAUUGAGGCGGUUCUGAAUUCCCGUCCACUGUGUCCUGUAUCAUCGGACCCUAAUGAUUUGGAGGUUUUGACCCCUGGUCAUUUUUUGAUCGGUGGACCCCUCACCGCACUACCGGAGUAUCCUUAUACGGAGACCCCAUUAAAUAGGUUAACUCGUUUCGAGUUGCUGCAACAACUUUCCCAAAGCUUCUGGCGGAGAUUCAGCUUAGAGUACCUCCAUUUGUUGCAGCAACGGGUUAAAUGGUGUGACAAGACUGACCCACCUAAGGUUGGGGAUCUCGUCUUAGUGAAAGAGUUGAACAUGCCAACGCUGUCUUGGAGACGGGGUCGAAUCCUGAGGCUAAUUGUAGGCGCGGACGGUAUUCCUCGAGUUGCAGAGGUGUUAGUAGGCAACUCGGUGUUAAAGCGAGCGGUCGCAACUCUCUCCCGACUCCCAGUAUCUUAAGUAUAAUUUUCCAUUAAGGAGUUUGGACGCAGCCAGGUAUCGUCUGGCUGGGGCGGGGGACUGUUCGGUAUAGUUG
Molecule: messenger RNA, 2581 nt
Organism: Papilio machaon (common yellow swallowtail)
Lineage: Eukaryota; Metazoa; Arthropoda; Insecta; Lepidoptera; Papilionidae
Exons: 1
Coding region: 1-2505 (834 amino acids)
Biological process (GO): DNA integration
Molecular function (GO): nucleic acid binding
Source: RefSeq, a predicted model, not a curated record